This is a messenger RNA of Onthophagus taurus, 3966 nucleotides long. RefSeq names its product angiopoietin-2. Lineage: Eukaryota; Metazoa; Arthropoda; Insecta; Coleoptera; Scarabaeidae. Gene Ontology annotation, biological process: positive regulation of heterotypic cell-cell adhesion; blood coagulation; fibrinolysis. Gene Ontology annotation, cellular component: fibrinogen complex. The record is from RefSeq and is a predicted model, not a curated record. Gene Ontology annotation, molecular function: protein-macromolecule adaptor activity; extracellular matrix structural constituent.
UGUCACCAUUUAUAUUUUUGUGCUAUAUAUGAAAUAUCAUUUUAUGUUGUAACUGUUAAGGAAUUUACUACUUAUAAGUUUAAGAUUGGUUUUAGUUCUAUUUAAGUAUCAAACUGGUCUAAAUCCUAAAUAACUGCACAUAAAUCGUUAGAACCCGUAAAAGAAAUAUAUAAAAUUUUAUGAUAACAUUAGCUAACCUCUUAAAUUGUUGUUGUAAAUAAAAUUACAACAGAAGAGUUAUUUAUUUUUUAUAGAUCAUCACCUACAACCACAACAACGAAUUUAUUGAUUUUUCUUUAUUAAUAGGUAUUGGAAUUUUUUGGAUCAUUUUACACCGGAAACAAUUUCCAAACCGGUCAAAUAUGUUUGCGUAGAAAAAUUUUCACCUAUCACGAUAUCGCCUUAACCAAAUUCGAAGUGUUUAAUUUGAAAGCGAUUUCCAAACAAACCGGCAUUGAGCAAACGGGACCGCCCAAAUUGAAGCAGCAGCCGAAGUAACAGAAAAAAAAGAAAGUGACCGCUGAAAACGAAAUUAACAAUACGGUCAUCGCGUGAUGUACGUCUUGGUAACGGCUCAAGAUGUGACCGUUAAACGAAGCGAAGACUUUAUUCUUAGAUCGACACGACCUCCGGCACAAGCCUCGGAGAUCCUUCUCAUCAUCGGGCGGCAUCAUCCUUCUUUGCAGGGUAUCCGCACGUGAUCAUCCAUGAAUGGAAGCCGCUGCCGAACCAUCUCUCCUUUCGUUCGGUUCAGCUGAUCAAGUCUUCGUGUCUCCGAAAAAUCAUGGGCGGCCCCACUGAAACAACCUGAACCACCUGCUCCACAGAGACACCUCCGACCAUACCAUACACAACACCACACCGCCACAACACAACACGGAGUGAAAGUCGCCGGUCGAAACGGUUCAGACUGUCGGUCAGUGGUACAGAGCGGACAGACUGCCUACCGACUCUUGCCAGAAGAGAAGUGACUGGUACAGGACAAUACCAUAAUCGUCGAGAAUCGAAAAGAACAGGUGCCCCAAAAUUCAGGUGGCUAAGAGGAGUAAACCCCAACGCGUGUGCUCCUAAUUGUUUUUCUUGAGAAAAAUUUUUUUUUAAGAGGAGGUAAAGUGUUGCGAGUGCCCGUGGACAUGGGGUGUGCGCGCGCGGUCCUCCUGUUCGUGUCCUUCAUAGUGAUCCUUGGAGGGGUGCAGUGUGCCCUGAAGGGUUCGCCACGACUUCCAAGGACGAGCGCCGGACAACUAGCCGCGGCUGCUGCGGCUCAGAACAAGACAAGUUCCCAAUUAAGGAACGCCGGACAUAAUAAGACUACAACGUCAACUAUUGGUCCACCACCAGGUCGUGGUGCUAGUUCUAGAAGUCGAGAACAAUACCUUUUCAACGUCUUCGAGGCCAUCAUAUCAACGUUAGAUUCAAAAUUACAAAGAAUAGAAAAUUUGGAUAAAGCAGUUGAACAUUUAAUGAGAAGAGUAGAAACUUUAGAUAGUCGGGUAAACAACAAUAUCGAUAAAACAGAUGCGGUUAUUGCCAAAUUAAGAAACUUAGAUGGAAAGUUAUUUCCGAGUUUCCCCAGAAGUCAAGACAGGUCUUCGACGGUUGAGUAUCACGACACAAAUGCACUGAGUAUGCGUUUGGUGUCUUUAGAUCAAAAGGUUAGCGAUAUCGACGACAAAUUAAAUACGUUAAAAAAUCAAUUGGACAAUAACUAUUUACAAAAUGAUGAUAUAAAUGUUGAAGCUAGUGAGAAGAAACCAAUCAGUAUGAAUGUUGUUGAAAUAACGAAAGCUUUAAAUUCAGAAGUGAUUAAUCAUAUUACUAAAGAACUAAAUCAGUUACGCGAAGCUACGGGAAACGUUGACAGAAAAUUACAAUUUCAUAUUAAUUUGGUUAAUGAGAACUUGGGCAAAGUUCUUCGUAUGAUGGGUGAUGUCCAUGAAGCGAUUGUUGAACAAGUCACUGUUCUUCCUUCAGAAAAUUCCAAAAAUCGAACAACAACAACUCCUCAACCUGUGAUUGUAAGGGGAAGUAAAUUAGAUUCUUUAGUAAAACAAAUGAAACCAAUUAUUAAUGUUUCCGAAAAAAUGGACGAAGUUUGGGACGUAGUGGUUGGGACUAAAAGUUCCGUUGACGAUUUAGUUCCAAAAUCCGACGAACUUCUUACGCAAACUCAACGUCAAGAAAGGGCAAUCGGAGAAAUGCAUAGUGAUUUUAGGUCCAAAGCGAAUCAAAUCAUCGAAAAUUUAGAUAUGGUUGAAAAACGAUUGAAAAAACAAGAAGAUGACGUGGCCACUUUAGCUCAAAGACCUGUGCCUGCAGAAUUACUUUUAGACCCAACCAUCGAUAGAUUGGUUGAGUUUAAUCCGAACAGGUAUCAAAUAGAUGAUUAUGUACCACAAACUGAUACUACACUUCCAGUAACAUUUACAACAUUACCUCCACCUACAACAGCCACCCAAGCAACAACAACCACCAAUACUACUCCUACAGCUGCUACAACCCAACAAAUUUUUAAUAUCACGGAAAAAAGGAUAGAGAAAAGGAAAGGUGGUGUUAUAUUUCCCAGUGUGAAGAAUAAACCAUCUAUUUCAACUAAUAAUACAUUCGCUACUGAUGUAUUAAAUAUUAAGGAAGUUAAGGGUUACUCAUGUGUGGAUCUUUUAAAUGCCGGAAUGCGUCACUCAGAUGUUUAUUAUCUUCAAAUAAGGGGAACCACAUAUUGGUUUUUAAAAGUAUUCUGCGAACAAGAAAUUGCGGAAGGAGGAUGGACGGUGAUUCAAAGAAGGGAUGAUUUUAACGAACCUAGAGAAAAUUUCAAUAGAGAUUGGAAUGACUAUAAAAACGGCUUUGGUGAUCCAGCUAAAGAGUUUUGGUUGGGAAAUGAAAAUAUUUACAUGCUUACUAAUAAUGAAGAAUAUAUUCUAAGGGUGGAAUUGGAAGAUUUUGAAGGAAACAAAAGAUAUGCUCAAUAUUCCCAUUUUAAGAUAUACUCAGAAGCGGAAUAUUAUAAAUUAGAAAUAGAUGGUUAUGAAGGUAAUGCUGGCGAUUCGUUAAAUGAUCCUUGGUAUGGUAGCAAUAACAGUCCAUUUUCUACGUAUAACAGAGAUAAUGAUAGAUCUAGUUUAAAUUGUGCUUCGAUGUUAAAAGGUGGUUGGUGGUGGAAAUCGUGCGGAAGGGGACUUAAUGGAUUGUAUCUAAAUGACCCGCAGGAUUUAACAGCAAGACAAGGUAUAGUUUGGUUUAGAUGGAGAGGAUGGGAUUACACUUUAAAGAAAGCUAUGAUGAUGAUAAAGCCGAAAGGAUUCGUAAAUACAACAUAAAAAGUCAAGAAAAAUACAAAAAAAAAUUAAAACUCAACUUCUAACUCACAAUAUUCAGUUUUAUCAUCGAUCAUUUUUAUUUAUUAUUAUGAGUAAUUUAAAAACAUGAAAAUUGUUUACCGGUUGAAUGACGCUUUUAUCUUUAAUUAGCGUAUAAGUCGGUAAACGCAAUUAGCAUUGUGCUCAAUUAUGACUAACAAACGGCAGUACAUUUUCCAUUUAUUUGUUGUUUCGUCAUCGUAUUAACCUAAAGACCGAAAUUGAUGAGUUAGAAGUUGAGUUCCUACUAAUAACUAUAUAUUUUUUUUUCGAAAAUUUCAUUUCUUUUUUUUUUGUUAUUUCUUUUAUUCGGAAAAUGCAAGACUGUGUUUUACUUUUUGGAUCGAUUCCAGAAAGUACGUAUUUUGUAAGUUCAUAAGAAUGAGGCUAAUUUAUCGGUCAUUUCAAAUCUACAACGCAUUAAAAUUAUUUGAAUUUCUCCCAUCGACGGUUUACUACGAAAAUAAUUUUUAUGGGAACGAGGAUAAGCUUAAAAAAAUUUGGCGAUUCUUUUCGUAGUAUAUAUUCAUGAAUUGUAAAUAAGAUAUACCUUCACAAAUGUAUAAAGUAAAUAUAUAUUAAUAUAAUAAAAUUAGUUUAAGUAAAA